Aureobasidium subglaciale EXF-2481 is the source of this 771-nucleotide messenger RNA. RefSeq lists its product as uncharacterized. The annotation marks the transcript as partial. Lineage: Eukaryota; Fungi; Ascomycota; Dothideomycetes; Dothideales; Saccotheciaceae. The transcript has a single exon. The record is from RefSeq and is a predicted model, not a curated record.
CCAUGGGUAGGCGGCACAGGCCUCGGGAAUGCGAACUUGGGAAAGUCGGGUCGGGUCAUUGAGAAGCUCAUGGCUGAGAACGACAAACUCAAGAGAGAGAUCAAAUCGGAGGCCGCAAAAAGAGAAGAGUUACAACGUACGGCAAAUGCACAAAAGCCUCGGCUGGAAGCUCUUCAGGCGGAAAAUGCACGGCUAUCACACUGCAAAGCCGUGGACGAGAGUGUGAUUAAGCGCCGAGACCGCAAAAUCGAGGACCUCAAGGCCGAGCUGGAUGUUGAACGACAGAAACGAGAGUCCUUGGAACACCGGGUACAGGAUGCCGAGCGCAAGAUGGGCGAAUAUCAUGAGCACAGCAACAAAGAAGUCCAGCAGGCCGUUGAAGAAGCCAAGCACGCAACCACUCACGCCUCAAUCCUCGAGACUUCACAUCGUCAACUAUCGUCCGAAUACCGACAGCGUAUCGCAGCGGCUAACAAGCAACUACGAGAGCUGAACGACGAUCGAGAGGAGGAUCGGAAACGUCUGAUCAAGCUGGAUGUCGUCAAUCACCAAAUGCGUCAAGAAUCGGAGAAAGCAAGAAAGCUGUAUAACGAGCUGCUGGCAGCAUCGGACAGAUACAGGGAAGAGAAGGACUCUGAGGUUGACGACGUUCUCGGAGAUGUGAAGGACCUGAAGGGUGGCAUCAGCAAUCGUGAGGUGGAGCUUGACAAGACCUUGGAGGAGAUGCACGACACCAUGAAUCGCAUGAAGUGGCUCAUGAACAUGCAGAAA